This is a messenger RNA of Odocoileus virginianus texanus, 2624 nucleotides long. RefSeq names its product Bardet-Biedl syndrome 4 (gene BBS4). Gene Ontology annotation, cellular component: ciliary basal body. The record is from RefSeq and is a predicted model, not a curated record. Gene Ontology annotation, molecular function: protein binding. Gene Ontology annotation, biological process: protein localization to cilium; cilium assembly. Lineage: Eukaryota; Metazoa; Chordata; Mammalia; Artiodactyla; Cervidae.
UAGGGGCUGGCAGGGACGAAGGCGACGACUGGCUGCGCAUUCCCUCACCGGCUCCUUUAGAGCCAAGUGGACCGCACGAAAGCGCUCGAUCAGUUCCCACAUUCUAGAAGAUCCUCAACCUCCCAGGCAAACCCUUCCGCUCGGCGAUCUACUUCUUUCCCUAUUCAGGCCCCUCCCCUCUUCCCCAGUCCUACGAUUUCCGUUUGCCUGGUUGUCUGGGAAACCAGCAACUUCCGGCCUCGCAGCGGUGGGCGGAGCUAAGAUGGCUGAAGAGAAACUGUCUGUGAGAACUCAGGUUCCUGCGUCUGCUGAAUCUCAAAAAUCCCGGCUGAAAAAAGCUCCAGAGUUUCCUAUUUUGGAAAAGCAGAACUGGUUGAUACAUCUCCAUUAUAUCCGGAAGGAUUUUGAAGCAUGCAAGGCUGUUAUCAAAGAACAGCUUCAGGAGACUCAGGGGUUAUGUGAAUAUGCUAUCUAUGUCCAAGCUUUGAUAUUGCGCCUGGAAGGAAAUAUCCAAGAAUCCCUAGGACUUUUUCAGAUGUGUGCAGUCCUCAGCCCUCAGUGUGCUGAUAACCUCAAGCAGGUGGCCAGAUCUCUAUUUCUUUUGGGAAAACAUAAAGCUGCCAUUGAAGUAUAUAAUGAAGCAGCUAAACUUAAUCAGAAAGACUGGGAAAUCUGUCAUAACCUAGGAGUUUGCUACAUUUAUCUGAAACAGUUUGACAAGGCACAAGACCAGUUGCUCAGUGCCCUACAUCUUAACAGACAUGAUCUGACUUACAUAAUGCUGGGCAAGAUCUUCUUGCUGAAGGGAGACUUGGACAAGGCCAUCGAAAUCUACAAGAAAGCAGUGGAGUUCUCACCAGAAAAUACAGAACUUCUCACAACUUUAGGAUUACUCUACCUACAGCUCGGCAUUUACCAGAAGGCAUUUGAACAUCUUGGAAACACAUUGACUUAUGACCCUACCAACCACAAGGCCAUCUUGGCAGCAGGCAGCAUGAUGCAGACCCACGGGGACUUUGAUGUUGCCCUCACCAAAUACAAAGUUGCAGCGUGUGGUGUUACAGAAAGCCCUCCACUCUGGAAUAACAUUGCAAUGUGCUUCUUUGGCAAGAAGAAAUAUGUGGCAGCCAUCAGCUGCCUGAAACGAGCCAACUACCUGGCACCUUUAGAGUGGAAGAUUCUCUAUAAUUUGGGCCUUGUCCACUUGACUAUGCAGCAGUACGCAUCUGCUUUCCAUUUCCUCAGUGCAGCCAUCAACUUCCAGCCGAAGAUGGGGGAGCUCUACAUGCUUUUGGCUGUGGCUCUGACCAAUCUGGAGGAUACGGAGAAUGCCAAGAGAGCCUAUGAAGAAGCAGUCCGCCUCGAUAAGUGUAACCCUUUAGUGAACCUGAACUAUGCUGUGCUGCUGUAUAACCAGGGCGAGAAGAGGGAUGCCCUGGCCCAGUAUCAGGAGAUGGAGAAGAAAGUCAACCUACUCAAGUAUAGUAGCUCUCUGGAAUUUGAUCCGGAGAUGAUGGAGGUCGCCCAGAAGCUGGGAGCUGCUCUACAGGUCGGGGAGGCACUGGUCUGGACUAAACCAGUUAAAGAUCCCAAAUCAAAGCACCAGACUGCUUCAACCAGUAAAGCCACCUGUUUCCAGCAGCCUCUGGGCUCUAAUCAAGCUCUGGGACAGGCAAUGUCUUCAGCAGCCACAUACGGGAAGCUCCCCUCAGGUGCUGGAGGAACAUCCCAGCUCACAAAGCCACCAUCCCUUCCUCUGGAGCCAGAGCCCACUAUGGAAGCACAACCCGCGGAAGCAUCAGCACAAACCAGAGAAAAGUAGGUGUAGGAUGACCCCGGAGCUGGGCUUUCUUUGGUGAGGACCUACCAGAUUAGGAAAGGUCCCAUGACACAGGCAGCACAUACAAGAACGUGUGAUGAUGAUCACCAGGAUGCUGAAGCCUUCACAGCCCCUGGCUGCCCCAUGAGCUAGGAAAGAGGAGAUGGCCCAGAUGAGUUCUCUUAAGAACUGAGAGCAAGGCUUUGGCUCUGUAUGUGGUGCCAAGAGCCAGCAGGGCACGUGACAGUGUUUGCUGUGGAAAGGAUUUACCUCCCGUCGACUGAGCCCUUUGUGGAAGAAAAGUCUGAGAUAGAUCUCUGCUGGCAUGACAGAGCCUUGGCUUAGCUGAGGUGAUCCUUGGGCUGUGUGGUAGGUAUAUUGGCCACCAAGGGAAACACAAAUCUUGAAUUAAUAAUCCAGUUCUAAUAGUAGAAAUUAGAAGAUGAAGAAAAAAAAAAAGCUCUUUAAAUUGUGGCCCAGUCUAUUGAGUAUCUCAGCUGCACUUGCCCAGAAGAAUCCAGAAAAAGCCCCUAUAGCUUGUUCUUGAGCGAGGUCAGAGAGAAGAGCCAGAUCAUGUCAGUAUGAAAAGAGAUAAAGGGCUGGUCUGGUAUUAGCACCAAGGACUGGGGAAAAAAAAAAAGGAGGAGCUUCUUAAAACCUCCUCAGUUAAGACAUUCAGUGAUACCACUGACCAGAUGCUAGCAAUACAUUAUAUAUCCUUUUCAGAAUAAAGAUUAUGUAUCAUCCCUUUGGGAAAAGUUGCUAUUAAUGUAUAAGGGAUCACAAUAAAAUGUUUCUGGAAGAA